AUGGCAAGCAGUUAUGUUGAUUCUAAUCCCAGUUUAUCAUUUGAUUUUAUCAAUAAACAUCCAUUGUUACAAAAAUUAAUUACUUGGUAUCAGCAAGUUGGCACUGAGAAUAAAGAUAAUGAAAAUAAGCAUGGAUUUUUAAAACAUUUUAUUGAUACUAUCGCUAACAAUUUUACAAAGUCAAGCAAUAAUUUACCAUAUAGUGAUACAAUCAAGAAUUUUGCUUUAUCGUUAUAUAUAUUAGGUGGAAAAUUGACGUAUGAAUUCAUUAGAUUAAAUUUACCUGGAUCUUUACCUAGUUUAACUAUGUUAAAUACGUUAAUUUCAAACUUGAAUUCAAAAAUCAGUGAAGCCGAAUUUCGAUUCGACCAACUUCAAAAACAUUUUGAUGAUUAUAAUGUUCAAUAUGCAUUCGGCUCGGAAGAUACUACUGGUAUAAUUAAAAAGAUAAAAUAUGAUUCAACAACAAAUACAUUCAAUGGAUUUCCUACACCACCUGAUCAUGGAGUACCAAUUAAAGAAUAUUAUCAAACUAAUUCAUUUGAUACAUUGAAGUUAGGGUUUAAUUCAAUAGAUAAAUCAUCAUUACUGAAUGUACAUAUGAUUCAACCAGUACAGUCCAUAAAUCAAAGCAUUAUUCCAAGUCCCUUUUUAUUAUCAGCAUAUGGAAUUGAUAACACAGCUACAGCGAACGAUAUAUUACAAAGAUGGUGGUAUAUAUUCAAUCAAUGCUUACAAAGAAAUAUAAGAAUUAUUGGUUUUUCUACUGAUGCUGAUGCUAAAUAUCUACGCGCUAUGAGAUUAAUGAGUGACCCAACUCAUCUGGUUACAAAAUGGCGUAAUCGUUUAUUAUCAUCAACAGCUGAAUUAUGUCUUGGUAAUCAAUUUAUAUUGAUCAGUCAUUUACAUGACAUUAUCAAUAAUGAAACUUAUUCUAAACUUGACCGUGGCUUAACGAAGUCUGACAUUAACCCUAAAGAUCGUCAAAACUUUAGUUCUUGUUUGAAAUUAACAUCUGCUGAUCUAUUUAAAAUUUUAAAUGAUGAUGUUAAUACUCGGGGAACCCUGAUUUAUCUUCAGAUGUUAAAAAUGAUUAUAUUGGCUUAUGUUGAGAAAAAAACAACUAUUGCUGAACGUAAAUAG
This is a messenger RNA of Rotaria sp. Silwood1, 1143 nucleotides long. NCBI's taxonomy places the organism in Eukaryota, Metazoa, Rotifera, Eurotatoria, Philodinida, Philodinidae. The record is from the annotation of a GenBank genome assembly.